AUGUUUGACGCCAGAACAUUGACAGUGUGGCUCGUCCAGCUCAGUGGAGAUGAAAGAACAUGGCAUUUCCCCUUGUUCUUCUGGACGCCACGCAUCAAACUCUACAUUAUGCAACUGCGCGAGACGGAUCAUGACGUCUCCUCUUCGAGAAGUUCAUACGAGCAGUGGGGUUUCCUUUAUAAGGCUCCGCCGAAGAGCUCGCCCAGCGUCCCGCGGCGCCUUGCGAACUCGCUGGCGCACCUCGUCCGAAGGCUCCUAUACACGUCUGAGUCUAACUAUGUGGUCCAGGACCGGAUGACAUCGGAAAUUCAUGGCGCGAUCAUACGAAACUCAGGGGUGCCCGGAGCUCAGUUGCUUGGAGAUAUAGCGAGCGAGCAGCGGCUGGGCCUGCCCGACCACUAUGUGUGGGAUGAUGAAAAUUAA
Suillus paluster is the source of this 423-nucleotide messenger RNA. RefSeq lists its product as uncharacterized. The transcript has 2 exons. The record is from RefSeq and is a predicted model, not a curated record. Bases 1 to 423 code for a protein of 140 amino acids. NCBI's taxonomy places the organism in Eukaryota, Fungi, Basidiomycota, Agaricomycetes, Boletales, Suillaceae.